AUGGCCGGUCCUUCUGUCAUCGUCAUUGGCGCUGGGGCCGGAGGGCUCGCGGCGGCAGCUCGGCUUGCCCAACAGGGUGCCAAAGUGAAGGUGAUUGAGAAAAACGACUGUGUUGGCGGGCGGUGUUCGAUCAUCCAUGAUAAUGGCUUUCGCUUUGAUCAAGGCCCAUCACUCGUUCUCAUGCCGGAAAUUUUUCUCGAGACUUUCCAGGAUCUUGGAACCUCAAUGAACGAAGAAGGCCUGGAUAUGCUUAAAUGCGAGCCGAACUAUCGAAUCUGGUUUGCUGACGGCGACACGGUCGAACUAUCAUCCAAUCUGUCUCAGCUCAAACAAGAGAUCCAGCGUCACGAAGGUCCGGACAGUUUUCCCAGAUUAUGCGCGUUUUUAUCGGAGGCAGGGACAUACUAUGACUUGGCUCUCAAUUAUGUUCUUCGCCGAAACUUUCCGUCGAUACUGAGUCUGCUGCAGCCCAGGGUUCUACUGGGGUUGCUGCGCAUGCGACCAUGGACCACUGUCUACGGUCGGGCCUCGCAGUAUUUUUAUUCUGAUAAGAUGCGAAGGGCUUGGACAUUUGCAUCGAUGUACUUGGGUAUGAGCCCCUACGUAGCGCCCGGUACCUAUGCUUUAUUGCAAUAUACAGAGACAGUUGAUGGUAUCUGGUAUCCACGAGGGGGGUUUCAAGCUAUUCUUCAAGCCCUUGCCGAUGUUGGCAGCAGAUUUGGCGUCCAGUACCGGCUGAACAGCACAGUCGAAUCAAUCAUUGUCUCCAAAGACCACCCAAAGUCGGCCCAGGGAGUACGGCUCUCCUCUGGCGACGAAUUAUAUGCAGACAUAGUUCUAGCCAAUGCGGAUCUCGUAUAUGUCUAUAAUGAACUUCUUCCCCCCUCACCUCAAGCCUGUGCCCUUAAGCGCCGGCAGGCCUCGUGCAGCAGUGUGUCAUUCUUCUGGGCCAUGGAUCGCACAUUGCCACAAUUGAAUGCACACAACAUUUUUCUGGCUCACAAGUACCAGGAGAGUUUUGAUGCCAUUUUCAAACAUCACAGCAUUCCUAACGAGCCCUCAUUCUAUGUGAAUGUUCCGAGUCGUGUCGACCCUACAGCUGCGCCGGCUGGAAAGGAAACCAUGGUUGUCUUGGUUCCAGUGGGAAAUCUCACUUCUGCAUCGGUCGAUGAAACACAGACAUGGGAGCAAAAAAUUCCAGCUAUUAGGAACUUCGUGUUGGAGGCACUUAAGAUGCGAGCAGGACUAGGGGACCUCAGCUCAGACAUCCUAUCAGAGAGAUAUGAGACCCCGGCUACAUGGCAGUCUAAAUUCAAUCUGGACCGCGGUGCAAUCCUCGGACUGUCACAUAGCUUCCUGAAUGUUCUCAGUUUCCGUCCAAAGACCAAGCAUCCCGAUAUAGAGAACCUUUAUUUUGUCGGCGCAAGUACGCAUCCGGGGACUGGGGUACCCAUCUGUCUAGCAGGGGGAAAGCUGGUGGCACAGCAGAUAUUGGAAAACUACGACAAGGCCGAGGAGGGUUGGAGUUCAUCAAGCUUUCAAAUUAUCAUGGCCCUGGUUGCUGUCCUAGUCGUGACGAUAUCGCUCCUUGCAAAUAAUUUGUCUAGUAACGGCUUGUUCGUGUACUUGCCUGAACACUAG
This is a messenger RNA of Aspergillus affinis, 1641 nucleotides long. RefSeq names its product phytoene desaturase family protein. The record is from RefSeq and is a predicted model, not a curated record. The transcript has 4 exons. Bases 1 to 1641 code for a protein of 546 amino acids. Gene Ontology annotation, molecular function: oxidoreductase activity. NCBI's taxonomy places the organism in Eukaryota, Fungi, Ascomycota, Eurotiomycetes, Eurotiales, Aspergillaceae. Gene Ontology annotation, biological process: carotenoid biosynthetic process.